Messenger RNA from Hypanus sabinus (Atlantic stingray), 2356 nucleotides. It is a transcript of the gene rpn2, whose product is annotated as ribophorin II. Lineage: Eukaryota; Metazoa; Chordata; Chondrichthyes; Myliobatiformes; Dasyatidae. The record is from RefSeq and is a predicted model, not a curated record. The transcript has 18 exons. The coding region runs from base 98 to 2038 and encodes 646 amino acids. Gene Ontology annotation, biological process: protein N-linked glycosylation. Gene Ontology annotation, cellular component: oligosaccharyltransferase complex; membrane.
AUUUUCCCUCAUUGCGGAGUUCCGAGCCGGCUAACCCGGAAGGGGAAACGGGUCCGGUUUGACCCCCCCCCCUCUCCGGCCGGGUGACGCGGUGACAAUGGCAGAAGCUGCAGGUUCAGGGAUUCUGUUCAUUCUGUUCAUCGUGGCUUUGCUGACUGGUACUCACGCUGUCACUCUGAAGCACUAUUUGUCUGAUUCUGAUAUUGAAAGAUUAGCACAAACUUUAGAACAGCCUUUUAUAAAUUUGGAGAAUGCCUAUUACACCAUAGUAGGCUUGCAAAAGCUGGGAAAAGAGGUAGCAGAUGAACAGGCAGCGUGUAACUUUUUAAAAUCACAAGUGGACUUUGGAAGUGUUGAUUCCCUUUUUUAUGCUGCUGAAGCAAGUCAAGCUCUACGCAAUUGUGAGAUUACAGUCAGCAAUGAAACCAGAGAUUUUUUGUUAGCAACCGUGAGUGAUGAUUCUUCAAUUACCCAGAUUUAUCAUGCAGUGGGAGCUUUGAGUAACCUUGGCCUUCCUCUGGCAUCUCAAGAGGUUCUCAAAGCCCUUGCAGCUCACAUAUCUAAAGAUGAUGCCUCGUUGGGAAUUAUCCAUGCACUCUUGGCAGCUUCUUACCUUUCUCAGCAGGCUGAUCUGAAGAGCAUUAUGGAGGAGAUUGAGGAUCUGAUUGCCCGCCUUGAUGACCUGGGGGGUAUUUAUCUUCAGUUUGAGGAAGGGUUAGAAACCACAGCAAUGUUUGUCACUGCGGCCUACAAGCUCUCUGACCAUGCUGGAAUGGAACCAGCUAUCAAAGAGGAUCAAGUCAUUCAAUUGGUUAAUGCUAUUUUCAGUAAGAAGUAUUAUGCCACAUUGUCGGAGGCUUUCAGCAUUGCCUGUGCGGCUGCAGCUUUAUCCCAGAACCAUCAUCACGUUCCAGUUAUUGUAGCACCUGAAGGAUUAGCCUCUGUUUCCCAUAAGAAGACCAAUCUGAAGUUGCGUGUGAUGAAUGUCAUGUCCCAGAGUCUGACUUCAGCUGAUGUUCAACUUGAAUAUGCCAAAUCUGUUUUGACAAAGAACACAGUUCUUCAGCAAACAUCUUUUACCUUAAAUGGUGAUGUUUUUGAAUUGAAUUUUAUGGAGGCAAAGCCACCAAGUGGAUAUUACGAUUUCUCUAUUGUUGUGGAUGGAGAUAACCGAUUUAGGGGAAAUCAUGUUGAGCUGAAAAUCAAAGUUGCCACUGAAGUUGGGAUUACAAAUGUUGAUGUUUCCAUUGUUGACAAAGAUCAGAGCAUUGCACCAAAGACCACCAGGGUGAUUUAUCCAGCACAGGCCAAGGGUGUUAUUACUGCUGAUAGUCACCAGAACUUCGCCUUAUCUUUCCAGCUGGUUGAUGUAAACACUGGAGAUGAGCUUACUCCACAUCAAACUUUUGUGCGGUUGUACAAUCAGAAGACUGAACAGGAAGUGGUGUUUGUGGCUGAAACGGACAGUAAAAAUGUAUACAAGUUUGACCUGGAUGUGACAGAAAGAAAGUCUGAAUUUAAUUCGGUCUCUGGAACCUACUCACUCUUUUUGAUAAUUGGAGAUGCAACACUUGAAAACCCAAUUUUAUGGCAUUUGGCUGAUGUUGUGAUUAAGUUUCCUGACGAGGAGGCUCCAACCCCAGUACAGUCUCGGAAUCUCUUUGCCCCCAAGCCUGAAAUUCGGCAUCUCUUUAGAGAACCUGAAAAGAAACCACCGAUUGCAGUCUCCAAUACUUUCACUGCCCUUGUUUUAGCACCCCUCCUGUUGCUUAUCAUUCUGUGGAUCAAAUUGGGUGUCAACAUCUCUAAUUUUACCUUUUCACCAAGUACUAUUAUCUUCCAUUUGGGUCAUGCUGGUAUGUUGGGACUGAUGUAUGUAUACUGGACUCAACUGAAUAUGUUCCAGACUUUGCAGUAUCUUGCUGUGCUUGGCAGCAUCACUUUCUUUGCUGGGAACAGAAUGUUAGCUCAAAAGGCUGUGAAACGGAUUGCAGCAGAACAAAGCAGUAGAUUGGCAAAAUAUAGGACUCUUCGGUAGAAGGGUUUCUAAUCAACUUAACCCAAAUCGGGGAAGCAAUAGAAGCCCUUGAGGAAAACCUGAAGAUGAAAGCUACUUCUAAAGCCUGAAGAUGUGCCACCAGAUUUUUUAAAAAAUUUGAUUGUAAUUUCCUUUCUUGAAGUGGUGAAGGUGGUUUUUAUUUUAAGUGCACUGACUUUUUGGCCCAUGUGAGACACCUCUGAGAUUUGCAAAUAAUUGACUACACUUCAAAGUGCUGGCUUUCCUAUUGGCUGUCUCUGAUGGUGCAUGUUUUGUAAUAUUAAUUUGUUUUCUGCAAUAAAUCGUAGCAGAAAAUGA